AUGGCUCCAGAUCCACCACCAAAGAAGCGCAAGACCAAAACUACUCCGGUUCAGGACUUGCCAGAGGCACACACCGCCUACGUCGAAUGGGCAAUCGCUCGUGGUAUCGAGAUUAAUGGAGUGACCCCGGCUGUGCUGCCGGGCAGAGGCAUCGGCCUGCUGGCAAAAGAAAAGAUAGCCAAAGACGCAUUGCUUAUCUUUGUACCCGAAAAGGCCAUGAUCAAGCCUGAGUUGCCCGUUCUCCGCAAGCACAAGUUGAUAAAGCUAUCUUCGCAGGCUCAGCUAGCCGCAUAUCUUACCCUGGAGUGGAAGAGCCAGUCAUCCACAUACGUUGCUUCGAGAGCUGCUUGGCCAACACCAGAAGAUUUUGCCUCUUGUAUGCUUGCCUGGUCUCCGAAGGAUGGACUCGAAGACGUGCUACGGAAAUGGGCCCCACCAAGUGUACAAAGACCACUGGACCGCAUGCUGUCAGACCUGGAAAGAGACAUCGAAUCUGUAAAACACAUGCACGCUCCCGAUGAUCAAGCAUUUGAGCGGGAGUUCCUAUAUCACUGGAUGCUCGUGAAUACGCGUAGCUUUCAUUGGAAACCUCAGGGUGUUACUCAAGGUGCAAUGAUCAUGAAUCCUGCACUUGAUUACAUGAAUCAUUGUCCGAACGGUCAAGGGUGUCAAGUCACAAUGUCGCAAGACGGAUAUGAGUUGAGAGCAAACCGGGGCUAUGAAUCUGGAGAAGAAAUAUUGGCUACAUACGGAGCCCACUCGAAUGACAAGCUCCUUGUGCAUUAUGGUUUUAUCCUUCCUCAGACCAGUCUAGAUGACGAUGAGAUUCGUCUGGACCAUGUAAUACUACCCCGCUUGAGUGAGAGCCAGCAGAAUGCUCUUCAGGACGUUGGGUUUUUCGGCGGCUAUGCUCUGCUCCCAAGCACUGGUGAAUUGUGCUUCAAGACGCAAGUCGCCGUGCGUUCCGUGCUCUUGACGGCUAACGAGUGGGAGCAUUUCAUGGGCUCUGGCGAAGAUCUCGCAGAUGACAAGGAAAACGAUGUGCAAGAUUGGCUGAAGCCUUGCCUCCAAUCAUAUGUCGAAGAAGCGAAAGAAGCUGUCGAUGCCUUGAAAUCUCUCUCGGAAGAGAAGACGGGUGAUCUUGCAAACAAACUCCAACUCUUGCGGGCCAGAUGGGAACAAAUCCAGUUGGCACUAGAAGAUUUCCUGGGAUGA
Molecule: messenger RNA, 1215 nt
Organism: Aureobasidium pullulans EXF-150
Lineage: Eukaryota; Fungi; Ascomycota; Dothideomycetes; Dothideales; Saccotheciaceae
Product: SET domain-containing protein
Exons: 4
Coding region: 1-1215 (404 amino acids)
Biological process (GO): peptidyl-lysine monomethylation
Molecular function (GO): protein binding; protein-lysine N-methyltransferase activity
Source: RefSeq, a predicted model, not a curated record